Molecule: messenger RNA, 1667 nt
Organism: Medicago truncatula (barrel medic)
Lineage: Eukaryota; Viridiplantae; Streptophyta; Magnoliopsida; Fabales; Fabaceae
Source: RefSeq, a predicted model, not a curated record
GAAUGGAUCUGGCCAAUAACUAAUCCAGUUUCAUUUCUACUGAACAAUCAAACAAACACGUAACCGAAUUUGAAGCGAUUUUCUUCUCACAUCAAUCAAAAAUGGCGGAACAUUCUUUCAAGUACAUCAUCGUUGGUGGAGGAGUUUCAGCUGGUUAUGCAGCAAGGGAGUUUGUGAACCAGGGAGUUAAGCCUGGGGAGCUUGCAAUCAUAUCCAAAGAAGCUGUAGCACCUUAUGAACGUCCUGCUCUAAGCAAGGCUUACCUUUUUCCAGAAUCUCCUGCUAGACUUCCUGGGUUCCAUACCUGUGUUGGAAGUGGGGGAGAAAGAUUGCUUCCAGAAUGGUACAGUGAGAAAGGGGUACAGUUGCAUCUUAGUACAGAAAUUGUAAAAGCAGACCUUGCUGCAAAAUCUCUGACAAGUGCAAAAGGAGAAACAUUCAAGUACCAGACUUUGGUUAUUGCAACAGGAUCAACUGUUAUAAGGUUGACCGAUUUUGGUGUAGAAGGAGCUGAUGCCAAAAACAUUUUUUAUUUGAGGGAGGUUGAUGAUGCCGACAAAUUGUACGAGGCAAUUAAAGGAAAGAAGAAUGCGAAAGCUGUGGUUGUUGGGGGAGGGUACAUUGGUCUGGAAUUGAGUGCAGUUUUGAGACUCAACAAUAUUGAUGUUACAAUGGUCUAUCCAGAACCUUGGUGCAUGCCAAGACUUUUUACUGCUGAAAUAGCUGCAUUCUAUGAGGGAUAUUAUGCAAAUAAGGGUGUCACUAUCAUUAAAGGAACUGUUGCUACUGGAUUCACCUCUAAUUCCGAUGGAGAGGUAAAAGAAGUCAAACUAAAGGAUGGAAGGGUACUGGAAGCAGAUAUUGUUGUUGUUGGUGUUGGAGGAAGGCCUCAAAUAUCCCUAUUUAAAGGGCAGGUUGAAGAGGAGAAGGGUGGAAUCAAGACUGAUUCCUUCUUCAAAACAAAUGUUUCCAAUGUAUAUGCUGUUGGUGAUGUUGCUACGUUCCCUUUGAAAUUGUACAAUGAGGUGAGAAGAGUUGAACAUGUUGAUCAUGCUCGCAAGUCAGCUGAGCAGGCUGCGAAGGCCAUCAUUGCAGCAGAGGCAGGAAAAACAGUUGAAGAGUAUGAUUACCUUCCAUACUUCUAUUCCCGCUCAUUUGAUCUGUCUUGGCAAUUCUACGGCGACAAUGUUGGUGAGACAGUGCUAUUUGGAGACAACAAUCCUGCAUCAUCAAAGCCUAAUUUUGGAACAUACUGGAUUAAAGACGGGAAAGUUGUUGGUGCCUUUUUGGAGGGCGGAACUCCUGAUGAAAACAAAGCUAUUGCCAAAGUUGCAAGAGCAUUGCCUGCAGUGGAGGAUGUGAAUCAACUUGCAAAGGAAGGCAUUUCUUUUGCCAGUAAAAUUUAAUGAUAUUUUGGGAAGGACAAGUUGCUUGGUGAUUGCACAAAAUAUAUCUGUACUGGCUUCAUUUUACUCUAGGUUAUAUCUUAGGGAACUUAUAUUGUGCUUAUUUGUUUUAUAUAUCAUUGUGUGGCACCUGCUUCAGAGUGUCUUCUACUCAAUAACUCUUGUAAUUUUUGUUUGUUAUGUUUUACAGACUUGAUAUGAGCAAGCCAAAAACCAAAUAAUAAAACUCCUUGCAAAUAAGAUCUUUUCGGCAUUUAGUUU